AAAUAUUGAAUGCUAUUCGUAGAAAGUGUAAAGCCCUAGCUAAAACCUCCACUCUUUCUCCUUUUCGGUUAGCCAAAAAAAAAUCUGGGGCCAAAUGGCCAGCAUACCUAGAUAUGCUUAUCUCCUCCGGGCAAUGGCCGCCCGUCGUUGGAUUUCGACGGAAGCGGAGGUGUUUUCAGCGGAAUCCGCGGCGGCGAUAUGUACUCCAAAGGAAGAAGUGGCUGUUGGUAGCCGUGGGAUUACAGAUUUCAUACUCAAAGCUAAGAAGGAAGGAAAGCUCAUCGAGGCUCUGGAGAAAGCUAUCAGUAAUGGAACUCCCAUCCAGAAAUGGCAUAUUAUUAGGCCAAUCAACCAAUACCGCAGUGCCAAAAAGUACAAAUUGGCCCUCCAGCUGUCUGAAUGGAUGAAUAGCAAUAAAUUCCCAGCUAAUGAUGCUGAUCGUGCGGUCCGGAUAGAGCUUCUUGCCAAAGCCAAGAACUUGGAUUCUGCAGAAGAGUACUUCACAAGGUUGCCGGAAUCUGAAAAAACUGCUAGGACUUAUGGGGCGCUUUUAAGCUGCUACUGUCUGCCGAAACAUUCAGAAAAAGCUUGUGAUCUUUUUAAGAAGAUGAAGGAAGAAAAUGUUACGUCUACUUUAAACUAUAACAAUAUGAUGAAGUUUUAUUUAAAGACUGGCCUGCCGGAGAAGGUUCCUGAACUGGUGAAAGAAAUGGAAGAAAAUAAAAUUGAUUUGGAUGUAUAUACUUACAAUCUUUUAAUGAACAGUUAUGGUGCCUUGAAGGAUUUAGAUGCAGCUGAGGGAGUCCUUGAGAAGAUGACAUCUAACAACAUAGAGAUUGACUCGUUCACUUAUGGAAGCCUUGCAACGUUAUAUGUCAAUGCUGGGCUAGUUGAAAAGGCUAGUUCGGUGCUAGGUAAGAUAGCAGUAAUGAAAAAUGAUCUAGAAGCCUUCCACACACUGAUCACAUUGAAUGCCCAAGUUUCGAAUCUGAUGGGGGUUGUGCAGGCAUGGGAAUCAUUAAAGAAGGCAUUCCCGAAACCAGGUAACAAUAGUUAUCUCAUUAUUCUCAGGACUCUCUCCAAAUUGGGAGAUCUUGAAACCACUGAGAAAUGUUUUCGUGAGUGGGAGUCAAAUUGUAAAUACUAUGAUGUGAGGCUUUCAAAUGUUCUUCUAGAGUUAUACCUAGAAAGAGACAUGAUCGAGGAAGCUGAAUCGCUAUAUAAAGGUAUUCUUGAAAGAGGUGUUCUACCCAGUUUGAGGACUCUGGAGUUUCUAACUAGUUCAUACACAAAAAAGUCUCACUUUGAUUUGGCUCUUAAGUAUUUGGAUAUGGGUGCAUCUCAGGCAGCUAAGCUGAAAAAGAAGUGGGUACUUCCAAAUGAAACUGUCAAGAGUUUUCUCAAAUAUUUUGAAGAAAACAGAGGGGCUGAGACCGCCAAGAUGUUCUUUGAUUGCAUGAAGCUGGUUGGGUGUAGUGAUGCCACACUAAAUGAUUCUCUGCUUUCCUUUAACAGCACAGCCCAGAAUGCACAACCGUAGGCUCCAUGGUGUAGUGAGAAGACACACUAUAUAUAACUGAUAUGUCUUGGACUCAUUCUCUCUCAAUAUGUAUGAGAUAAUAUGUAUAACUGAUAUGUCUUGGACUCGC
Cuscuta epithymum is the source of this 1649-nucleotide messenger RNA. Lineage: Eukaryota; Viridiplantae; Streptophyta; Magnoliopsida; Solanales; Convolvulaceae. The record is from the annotation of a GenBank genome assembly.